Anguilla anguilla (European eel) is the source of this 765-nucleotide messenger RNA. It is a transcript of the gene gtf2a2, whose product is annotated as general transcription factor IIA, 2. The transcript has 4 exons. Gene Ontology annotation, biological process: RNA polymerase II preinitiation complex assembly; transcription initiation at RNA polymerase II promoter. The record is from RefSeq and is a predicted model, not a curated record. Bases 159 to 488 code for a protein of 109 amino acids. Gene Ontology annotation, cellular component: transcription factor TFIIA complex. NCBI's taxonomy places the organism in Eukaryota, Metazoa, Chordata, Actinopteri, Anguilliformes, Anguillidae. Gene Ontology annotation, molecular function: TBP-class protein binding; RNA polymerase II general transcription initiation factor activity.
CUACGCUGCUUCGUAGUUUGUCGUAUGACUGCUUCCUGUGAAUUAGACGAUUGAACCGGGGAACAAGAGAAAUUCUUAUUACUACUAGCGAAGCCUUCAAAUUAUACAAAGAUAAGGAGUUUUUACAUACUUUAGAUUAGAUAGUUCGGGUGAAAGCAAUGGCUUAUCAGCUUUACAGAAAUACUACGCUGGGAAACAGUCUGCAAGAAAGCCUGGACGAGCUAAUUCAGACCCAACAGAUAACUCCUCAACUUGCGUUGCAAGUUCUGCUACAGUUUGACAAAGCCAUCAACGCCGCAUUGGCCAAUAGAGUGCGCAAUAGGGUCAACUUCCGGGGAUCGCUGAACACCUACAGGUUCUGCGACAACGUCUGGACAUUUGUUCUGAACGAUGUUGAAUUCCGGGAGGUCACUGACUUGGUGAAGGUGGACAAAGUGAAGAUUGUUGCCUGCGACGGCAAAAAUACUGGUUCCAAUGCUGCGGAGUGAAUGCAGAAGAUGGGAGACCCUUAACCGUUACUGAUGAAGAGAGGCUCACGUGUGUUAGGGAAAGCCACACAGACAGGACUGUAUAUAUUUAUAAUUUAUUACAGUGAUUUCUGUAAAGACCUGAUUGUUCAAACCUGUAAAUAAGUGAAUCGGUGGUAGCAGCAGAAAGAUGAGUGGAUCAUGUCUUUUUUUUAAAUGAGUUUCAUUGCCCAGCUUUUUUCAGUUCAUAUGUUAUUCAGCUUAAGAAUUCUUUAAUAAACUUUUAUUUAAAAAAAUA